UAUCACACUGACUUCCGCUGUUGGACUAUGACUAAGUAACUUGAUACAUCAGCCAUAAAAGCGCAGUAUCCAGUCCCUGAAGGGGCAUUCCUGAACUUCUCUGCUCGUCAGUCGGUGUGGGACACGUCCAUUCAGCCGUUAAUCAUGGUUCGCAUGGUGGAAAGUGUGGCGGAGUUUGAUGACAUCCUGAAGGAGGCCGGAGACAAGCUGGUGGUGGUGGACUUCACAGCCACAUGGUGUGGCCCCUGUAAAUACAUCGCCCCAGUAUUUGAAGCGCUGUCAAAAGAUCCUGAGAACAAGAACGUGAUCUUCCUGAAGGUGGAUGUGGACGAGGUUCAGGAUCUGUGUACACGCUGCGAGAUUAGGAGCAUGCCCACAUUCCAAUUCUACAAGAAAGGACAGAAGUUGGAGGCAUUCUCCGGUGCUGAUCCAGACAAACUGAAAAGCAAAGUGGCAGCUCUGAGAUGAGUCCCAGCGGCCAGUCCACACACACCAUCGUCGUAUAAACACCACAGAAGCCACUGUUACUCUCUGUCCACAUCUCAGAAAUUCCAGUUUCAUUUUAUGUACAAUACACAUCAGGUCCUCUGUGCCACACAGGCAGUAAUUUAUUCCACUCAUCAUGUACUGGUUACAUAGUCCUGUCAGCUCCAUGUGUUUAUCAACUGUCUUAACAACAGGCUGGAAUUUGACUAAAACCUGAUGUGAUGACCACUUUUUAAUUCUGUUUUAUAUGAACUGAAUUGGCUUUUCUCCUGAUUGACUCCUGAGAAUUUCUUUGUAUGUUAAUGUCUUCAACAAGGUGGAUUUAAUAAAUAAAGAUGAGUUACCAGAAA
Messenger RNA from Lates calcarifer (barramundi perch), 836 nucleotides. Its product is annotated as thioredoxin. Bases 145 to 468 code for a protein of 107 amino acids. Gene Ontology annotation, molecular function: protein-disulfide reductase activity. NCBI's taxonomy places the organism in Eukaryota, Metazoa, Chordata, Actinopteri, Centropomidae. The transcript is spliced from 5 exons. The record is from RefSeq and is a predicted model, not a curated record.